Molecule: messenger RNA, 1524 nt
Organism: Amoebophrya sp. A120
Lineage: Eukaryota; Dinophyceae; Syndiniales; Amoebophryaceae
Source: the annotation of a GenBank genome assembly
GUAGCAAUCCGCUUCGGUUGUAUACUGUGUACUGCAUGUUGAUGGAAUCGUGAUUGAAAUCAAUUGAAAGAAAGAUCCCAGCGCAUCUUUCUAAAGAUCGUCACCGAUUUCAAAAACGCUCCUGAAGCGAUCCCGGGUAGGCAGCCGAUUUGCCAUGCACGUAAGAUCAAGAAGAAAGACGUAGAAGAUCUACAGGAGAGAUUGCUGUGAAAAUCUAAAUGUUAAAAGAAGCGAUCUUGUGUGAAAAUCUAAAUUCCGUGAUAGAUACACAGAGGUGACUGUUGAUCCCCAAAAAAAUCAAUUCCGAUCCCAAUCGAGAUUUGUUCCGUGUGAUAAUCUAAAGAUCCUAAAUGCGGCCGCGCAAGCUGUAAGGCUGAUCUCUUCGUGAUGUCCUCUAUAUCGAGCCAAGCGCCCUUAAACGACUCAAUAGAGACCUGAACUCUACUUGAUUGUCAACUUUUUCUUCCAGGGAACGGUUUGAGGUUAGUAACUCAGUGACCAGCAGUCUAAUUCAAAAUGGCUGACCAACACGAAAAGGCCUUCCAGAAGCAGGAUGCCGUCUUCAUCGGCGCCAAGCGUACCACCACCGGAAAGAAGGCCGGCAAAGUGGUGAGGGAUAAUUUUUGGCUUCUGCUGCGUUCUGAUCGCCGCUUUUUUAGGUUUACCGCAUAGUGGACCGCAAAAAUUUUGAUUUCGCUCCUAAAAUCAUAAGCUAAAGAUCGUCAACCCUGAAAAACUCUCUGCAGGUUCGCUACUGGAAGAACGUGGGUCUGUCCUUCCAGACCCCGAAGGAGGCCAAGGAGGGCCGCUACGUCGACAAGAAGUGCCCGUUCACCGGCAAUGUUUCCAUCCGUGGUCGCGUGCUUAAGGGUAUGUGCAUCUCCGCUAACAAGAUGAAGAACACGAUCGUGAUGCGCCGAACGUACUUGCACUACAUCAAGAAGUUCAACCGUUUCGAGAAGCGCCACACCAACAUCCCGGUGCACUGCUCCCCGGCCUUCGACGUGAAGGAGGGUGACGUCAUCACCGCCGGCCAGUGCCGUCCGUUGUCUAAGACGGUAUAAUUUCGUUUGCCUUUUAUUUAGAUUGUUGUGACCGAUGGUUAGGGCUUGUCUCUGUCUCAUGGCACGUGCACGUGUGAUGUUCCAGUUUGACCAUGCGCAUCGGUUGAAAUGACACUUGCUCAGGGUUGUUCCGAGUGGGACAUCCAACAACUGUACAUUCGUAGUUUCAGCCAAACAACAAAAAUCGCCUUCACACUCCGGAUUUUUUCGCAAACUUUGCUUCAAAACUACAAAACAGGUCAAGUUCAACGUCCUGAAGUGCGAGGCCAACGUGAUCUUCGGUGCCGCCCGCAAGCAGUUCCGUCUCUUCUAAGGGCAACGAAUGAGUGGACACCUGUCGUGUUGAAGGACUCAUGCUGUUUUUGAAAACACCUCUUUAGAAGUCACUGAGGAGAGUCACUAACCACAAAAGAAAGGAGAGCGUCGCUCCCACGCGAAUGCCGAGUGGUUUUCUGGUGCC